AAGAACUUGGUUGUUAAAGGUUACGGGAGUGAGCAAAUGAAUAAAUCCUCAUCCGAACGAUUUUAAUAUUUCGAUAACGUUGGAGGGACAAGGACGAGAUGAUUCGGGUAAUGGAUUCCCUCUUGUGGCCUUGUCACUGGCUCAACUGGAUCCUCAAAACAGCGGGUUUGUGGGGAUAACAUUGUGAGACCGUGACGGUCGGGGAUUAUGCCCCCGAUGUUCCUAACAAGGGAUGCUUUUUGACUUUGUACACCCCAGUCCAACAGCGGCACCUCCACAUCAUGCCUGACAAAGUAGACUGCUUGUUUUCGCUUGUGUUGUCACAGAAGACAUUGAGUAACUUUCCUCGUUGUGGGUGAUGUGCUCAAUCCCAUUUCUGAGCGCCGCGAAUGCAUAACCAAAACAAUCUCAGACACACACAGAAUUUGCUGGAAAGGCUGAGCAGGUCUGGCAGCAGCUGUACAGAGAAAUCAGAGUUAACAUUUCGAGUCCAGUGACCCUUCCUCUCAAAUCAGGCGUAACAUCUUUUAGAAACUAUUAGAAACUGUGUCAGGAAAUGAGAAUGCCUUCAAAAUAAUCAUCUGAUACGUGUUGGAUUCCUUUUAAAACACGUUUGAUCUCGUAAGAUCUAUUUAACUUAACAGAAACAACCAUCCCAAUUGUAAUUCUGAAAAUACUCAACAUGUUCAGGCAACAUCUAGGAAGACUGAAUGUUUCUGAUCAAUGUCUUUGUGUCUUUAUUAAAUCGUUUUUUAAUUCUAUUAAUGCCAAAUACAGCAUAUUUUAAGGAGUCUUGUUCAGAAAAAUAAACAUUCCUAAUAUGGCAGAAAAAGAAUUGAAAGUAGAAUUUAUCAGUAAUCUGAGUGGUACUACUCUAGCUGAGAAUUUAUUGGGUUUAAUUCUGUCUGCAUUAUGUAUCACCUAUCGAGGACUGAUAUUAAUGUAUUUUGUUGGAGAAAGUGUAACAUCAUCGUGGAAAAGACUUCUGCUGAUUGAUUUUUUUGUGUUAGUGGCAUUUCUUAUAUUGUCCUGCACAGUUUUGGCAAAUGUGCUUCACUGGUUGGUGUUGGUUCUAGCAGCUGUACUUGCAUUAUUUGUAUUUAAAAUAUACAGUCAACGAAAACAGCACUCUCAUCAGCAGUUAAAAGAAGUCAUAAAAUCUUUUUUGGAAACCAACUUAGAUGUGAAUUAUAUUCCUUUUGUCACUUUGUUUCGUGUUUUCAUUAACAUAAAGACUGGCAUCAGCAUUCUAGCCGUGGACUUUCCAAUAUUUCCAAGACGCUAUGCCAAAGCUGAAACAUAUGGAACUGGCAUUAUGGAUUUUGGAGUGGCAGCUUUUGUAUUUGCAAAUGCUGUUGUAUCUCCUGAAGCAAGACAAAAGAACAAAACUAUAUCAUAUUCCAAAUUUAGUUUUGUGAUUAAACAGAUCAUAGCAGUUUGGCCUUUGGUUUUCUUAGGAUUAGCUCGUUUAAUAAGUGUUAAAACAGUGGACUAUCAUGAGCAUGUAACCGAAUAUGGUUUACAUUGGAACUUUUUUUUCACCCUGGCAAUUGUUAGGGUCUUAUCAUCUUUUCUUUUAAUAUUAUGCCCUGUGCGAAGUUCCUGGAUCUUGUCAGCUAGCAUUGCUAUCUGUUAUCAGUUGCUCCUUGAAACUACAAAUCUGAAGCAAUUUAUAUUACAUGGAAGUGAUGGCAAAGGCACAAGGUUUGGAUUCAUUAAUGCCAACAGAGAAGGACUCUUUUCAUUGUUUGGAUACAUAGCCAUUUACAUGGCUGGUGUACAGGUUGGUGUUUACAUAAUGAAGACGAGGACAUCGGUAAAAGACUGGAUAAAAGUUCAAGGUUUCCUUCUGAUGAGCUUUCUGAUCUUGUGGCUGCUAUUGCAUGUGUCUGAGGCUCUCACAGAUCCAGUAUCCCGCCGGAUGGCCAACUUGAGUUUUGUUUUAUGGACAGUUGGACAGAGUUUGUUUUUUCUGAUGAUUUACUUGCUAGCUGAUCUUGUUUUAGUAUUUGUCAAGGUUAUCUCAGGGAUGGUUAAUGUGCCAAGUUCAUGGAACAUUUUACCAGAUUCUUCUGAAAAGACGAAAGAUAGGAAAUUAUUUAAAAGUCAUUCUUUUGGAAAGUUAGAUAAAACCACUGUACAUUUCUGUCUUAUUGAAGCUGUAAGCAGAAACCAACUCCUGUUUUUCCUGCAAUCUAAUAUUUUGACUGGUUUGGUGAAUCUUACAAUAGAUACGAUUCAUAGCAGCACAUUUAUUUCCUUAUUUGUGCUUUUAGUUUAUAUGUUUUGUAAUUGUAUCAUUGUCUACAUUUUACACAUUAAUGAUAUUACUUUAAAGUUUUGGUGACUAGCUCGUUCCAUAAUUCACUUUCAACUAAGUAAAAUCAUUCUGACACUGAGGCCAGACUUCUUGCACUUCAUUGAAUAACCUUUGUGGUAUGUCUACAUCUCAAUUAACUUGUAACGUGUAAUUAUCUGCAUUUGUAAGUUUUAUCUGCCUGUGAUUAUUCUGCUUAUUCUCUGCAAAAAAGAAAACAAAUACUAGAUUCCAUGAAAAGUGUAGUGUCUAGGAAGUUACACCAUGUUUUGGUGCAUUGUGGAAUUGUUUGUGGCUUUAUGCUACCUGCUAAUGUCUCCAUUUCAGUUAUAGGGCAUCACUGGCCUAUAUCAGAGAAACAGUCAUUUCCCGGUGACGCUUACAUUUUUUGCAGCUCAGGUCCGAGCAGUAUUGGUGAAGGGUUUGAAACAGCUUAUUAAUGAUUUUAAUCUGAAAUGGUGAAUAGAACAUCAAUUAAGAAUGAGUAAGAAAACAAGUUUAUUGAUUUUUAAAUACUUAAAUGGAUAAAACAAUAACAAAAAAGUCUUAUUUACCCCAAAAAUGAAAUGUCUUAACACUCAUUCACGUUUUAAUAACACAGUAUUUAUGAUACAUUUUAGUAUGCUGACAUGUAUUCUGUAUAAAUUAACUGCUGUAACAACUGUCCAAAACAAAAUAAAAUUAAGAUCCAGAUAUA
This is a messenger RNA of Chiloscyllium plagiosum (whitespotted bambooshark), 3014 nucleotides long. It is a transcript of the gene pigw, whose product is annotated as phosphatidylinositol glycan anchor biosynthesis, class W. The record is from RefSeq and is a predicted model, not a curated record. Gene Ontology annotation, cellular component: endoplasmic reticulum; membrane. Gene Ontology annotation, biological process: GPI anchor biosynthetic process; protein localization to plasma membrane. Gene Ontology annotation, molecular function: glucosaminyl-phosphatidylinositol O-acyltransferase activity. NCBI's taxonomy places the organism in Eukaryota, Metazoa, Chordata, Chondrichthyes, Orectolobiformes, Hemiscylliidae.